CUAACAUAGUCACUCUCUUUGCUGCCUGCUCUGUCUGCUUUGUAGGACCUAUAGCUUCUACUGUCCCAUAGGAGCGGUGGACUUGAGGAUUAUAAUCUGCUGCUGAGCCUAAACUGGGACCUUUGUAAAGAGUGUUGGUUGAAGCCUAAUGUUUCACUUGCCCUGACUCCUCACUUCUGAAGCAACAAGCCACCUCCAGACACUGUAACAGCAUGGCUAUCUCCUCACGCCUUGCACUGUGGGAACAGAAGAUCAAGGAAGAAGACAAGGGGCCAGAACCUACAUCUCCUCCACCAUUAUUUUCAGUCAUUUCUGGUGGGUUCAUCAAACAGCUUGUUCGGGAAACUGAAAAAGAAGCAAAACAAAAAGGAAAAGAACUGAAGGAAAAGACAGUGAAACAAGAUCUUCCACCAGAAAAUUUAAAGUCUCCUGGAAAAUUGAACGAUUCACUAGUUCAACAGUUUGUAUAUCAGGAUGAAAAUAUUCUCACAGUAGGAGAAGAAAUGGCAGGUAUAAAUAACGUCUUCAUGAAUGGACUUAAUGGAGACAAACACCCAGGAAAAGGAGAAGCCUCAGAAAAAGCAAGCAAAAGAGCCAUACAACCUGUUAAGAGCCCUACAAAGAGACAGAGCAUACAGGAACCCAAAAAUAUUAACAAAAGUGAGACGCCGGUCAAUAAAAACAAUGGACGCAAAGAGAGCAAAUCACCGGUUCCUUCUGAAGAAGAUAAAGUCCUGACAGAAGAAACCAUACAAACACAUACCAGUAAUACAGUCAAUGCCAGCACAGAGUGCCAGGAUGACCAUGUGCAAUCUUCCCAGGAAAAUAUUGAAGUAAAAAAUGACAAGCUUGAAGAAGAUAAAACACAGCAAGGAGCCCAAGAUAAUGAUGUGCCAACCACGAGUACUAAAGAACAACAACAUAUUAUUCCAGAGAAGGUGUCAGAAGAUGUGUGGUACGAGACAGAGCAAGUCUGGUUUGUUCACAAGGACGGCUUCACCCUAGCGACAGAACUUAAGCCAGAUGUGGAAACACCAGAGUUAGUGGAAGGAAGAGUCAGGAUACGUAUUGAUGCUGAAGACAAGACUAUAGAUGUAGAUGAAGAAAACAUCCAUAGGACAAAUCCUUCCAAAUUUGACUAUGCUGAAGAUCUGACAACACUUAUCAGUCUGAAUGAAUCCAGUAUAAUCCAUACUCUGUGGCAGCGCUACCAGUCCCAGCUGAUCCACACCUAUGCUGGACCAAACCUGAUAGUACUUAAACCAGGUGGACCCAUCACAAGCUUUUCUACAAAGGUGUUCAAAGGAAAGAAGGACAGCAUGCCACCUCACAUCUGCUCAGUGGCUCAGAAAGCCUACUGGAACAUGCUAACCCAGCGCCAGGAUCAAACUAUAGUGCCCUUGGGUAGAAGUAGUGCAGGUAAAACAACUUGCUGCCAAACGGCAUUGGAAUACCUUGUGGAUGCUGCUGGGAGUGUGGACAACAGAGUGACAGUCGAGAAGAUUCAUGCAAUGUUCACCAUUCUAAAAUCCUUUGGUGGAGUGUCAACUAGUGAAUGUAAUAACUCCACACGGUUCUCCAUGAUCAUGUCUCUGGACUUCAAUUCUGCUGGACGUGUCACUGCAGGACACUUACAGACCAUGCUGUUGGAGAGAAUCCGUGUGGCCCAACAACCUGAAGGAGAAAGUAACUUCAAUGUGUUCUCGCAGCUGUUAACAGGAGCAGAUCUGGAUCUUAGGUCAGAGCUGAACCUACACCAGAUGGCAGACUGCCACUCCUUUGGAAUCAUGUCGUGUGUGAAGCCAGAGGAGAAGCAGAAGGCAUCUACAGGAUUUGAACAGCUCCAAUCUGCUAUGGAGGUUUUGGGAUUCAUGGUAAAUGAGCAAAAAGCCAUUUGGCAUGUUCUAGCCAGCAUCUAUCACCUUGGAGCAGCAGGUGCAUGUAAAGUUGGCAGGAAGCAGUUCAUGCGAUUUGAGUGGGCAAACAAGGCCGCCAGUGUGUUGGGGUGUGAUUGUGAGGAGCUUUCCACUGCUGUCUUCAAACACCAUCUCAAGCACAUCAUUGAACAAGUAACACAAGGCACAAGAGGUGGUAACCAAGAAGAAGAUGUCAAGUCAGGGCCAAAAAUGAGUGGAGUGGAAUGUGUUGAAGGAAUGGCUGCAGGACUGUAUGAAGAACUUUUCGCGGCUGUUGUCUCACUCAUUAACAGGUCUUUGUCCUCCAGUCUGUUAACACUGGCAUCCAUCAUGGUGGUUGAUAUUCCUGGAUUUCACAAUCCACGUCAUCAGAAGAAAGAGAGGGCUGCCACAUUUGAGGAGAUGUGCCAUAAUUAUAUACAAGAACGCUUCCAAUGCUUGUCCUACAAAAGAACCUUUAGCACUCCCCUGGAGAGGUUUAGUGCGGAAAACAUUGACGUUUCUUUUGAAAUGCCUCUGGAUUCCCCAUUCAACGCUGUAUCUGUCAUAGACCAGACAUCUUCACAGAUAAAUGUUCAGGCAAGUAAUCAAAUGGAAGAAAAGAAAGGUCUUCUCUGGAUUCUCGAUGAGGAAGUUCUCAUCCAAGGGUCUACAGAUGACAAUGUUCUUGACCGGUUGUGUUCAUACUAUGAGCUAAAAGGUGAAGAUAAACAAGAUCAUGGGCCCCUACGAAAGUGUGAACAACCUCUCCAGUUUGAGAUCCUUCACCAGUUGGGAAGGGAUCCUGUGCGAUAUGAUGCCUCCAGUUGGAUCAACAAAGCCAAACUAAACUUAUCUGCUGAAAAUGCUGUGCAGGUUCUGCAACAGUCUAAAAUUGAUUACCUAAAGGACUUAUUUUCACCUCGAGCUAAAUUCCCAUUGAUUUGUCGCUCUGUUGCUGGAAUGGAGGGAAAGUCUCAGCAAGCCAUGCAGAGAGUAAGCUGUGUGAGGAAGACUUUUGCAAGCAGCUUUGCCGCUGUGAAGAGGAAGUCAGUGUGUGCCCAGAUCAAGCUUCAAAUGGAUGCUCUGAUGAAUUUGCUAAAACGGUCCCAGAUACAUUUCGUACACUGUCUGGUCCCCAGACUGGGAAUGGAUGGCACAGAAUGCAAAAGCUCACAACUUUGCAGAGGAACAGCAGGAGAUCCAAUUAAUGCUGCUAUUGAUGUCCCCACUGUAAGAAUUCAGCUUGCAGGAGCUCAGCUAUUAGAUGCUAUGCGUCUCUGCAGGAUAGGUUAUACUGAUCGUAUGGGCUUCACAGAAUUUCGACUACGUUUUCAAGUGCUGGCAUCACAAGUUAUGAAGAAGUAUAUUUCCACAUAUGAACCUGUGGAUGAGAGAAAGGCAGUAGAAGAGCUCAUCCGCCGACUAGACCUGGAAAAGAGGAGCAUUGUGAUGGGCAGAAGCCAGGUGUUCAUGAAGUCUGGUGUUCUAUCCAGGCUAGAGAAACAGCGGGAGAAGAUGAUUUCCCAAAACAUGAUCCUUUUUCAAGCAGCAUGCAGAGGAUUCCUUUGUCGACAAAAGUUCAAGAAAACAAAGAUUCAAAUGGUUGCCCUUAAGUGUAUCCAAAAGAAUAUCAGGAAAUACUAUUGUAUCCAAGACUGGUUGUGGUGGCAACUGAUGUGUUAUAUUCGACCCUCACUGUCUAUCCAUGUCGAUGAGUCCAUGUUCCGGGAAAAGGAGGAGGAAAUCAUUGCUUUUUCGACAAAACUUAGCAAGUCUGAGAAGUCCAGAAAUGAACUGAGACAGAAUGUGGAUCUGCUGGAAAGCAAGAUCACCGAUCUAAUGACUGAGCUGUCUGAUGAACGAUUCAAAGGCGAAGUAGCUUGUCAAGUUUUAGAAGGGGAGAGAGCAGAGAGGCUAAGAGUGACGCGUGAAAUAAAGGAAAUGCAGGUGAAGUAUGAGCAAAUGCAGAAAAGCCUUGAGUCUUUAUCCAAGAAGCUAGAAGAAGCUAAUCAGCAAAUUCAACUCCGAGAACUUGGAACAAGCAGUCCAGGAGGAGGAGCAGAUGAGUGGCAAGUACGAUUUGACUGCGCCCAAACUGAAAUUAACUUUUUACGGAAGAGACUUACACAAUUUGAAGAACGACUGGAAUCGGAGAAAACCUAUAAGAAAGAACUAGAGCAAAAACUGAGUGAUUUACAAAGUGCUUACGAGAACGCUAGGCGAGCAGCUCAGCAAGCAAACAGGAAGUGCAAGCACUUGACCUCUGACCUCGAGGACACUAGAGUAUUAAUGGAAAAUCAACAGAUCCGGAACCAUGAACUAGAAAAAAGACAAAGAAAGUUUGAUAUGCAGUUAGCUCAAGCAAUUGGAGAGGCCGUAUUUGAGAAGAGCUUACGAGAGAAGGUGACCCAAGAGAAUACAUCCUGUCGAUGGGAAGUUGGCAAGCUUCGUCAACAGUUGGAGCAAAAGGAGCAAGAGACAUCCAAUUUAACCAAGCAGUUGGAAGUACUGAAGAUGCAGAUGAAAGACUUAUUCUCCUCCAGUGGGGUGGAUAGUAAUUCCGUCGUCUCCCUAAAAAAAAAAGUAUGGGAGUUGGAAUCCAGUGUUGCUGAGCAGAACCAACAGCUAGUGGAGCAAGCCAAUUCAAUACAGCGUCUAGAUCAGAUGCGUGUCCGUUUUGAAAUGGAAAUUGAAAGGAUGAAACAAAUGCAGUUAAAAGAACUUGAAGAUAAAGAAGAGGAAUUAGAGGAUAUUCGACAGUCAUGUCAAAGACGGCUUCGGCAAUUUGAGAUGCAGUUGGAACAAGAAUAUGAAGAAAAACAGAUGGUGCUUCAUGAAAAGCAAGACUUAGAAGGACUCAUUGGAACCCUAUGUGAACAGAUAGGACAUCGCGAUUUUGAUGUUGAAAAGCGACUCCGAAGAGAUCUAAAGAGAACUCACGCCUUGCUGGCUGACCUGCAGCUUCUUUUGGCCUCCAUGGGAGACUCAGGACCACCCGUGGAUCGUGGAGAACUUGAAAGACUUCACUUACAGCUUGAAGAGAAUGAAGCAAGGAAUGCGGAGUCCCUGAAGUCUCAGAGAUCACUGAGCUUAGAGCUGGAAAGUCUACACAUGGAACUAGACAAUAUUACCAGGAAUAAGAAUAUGGCUGAUGAACAAUUGUUCCAGCUGCAGCAUGAAAAAGUGGAGCUUCUGAAAAGGAUCGAUGAGGAUCAGGAAGACCUGAAUGAGCUUAUGAAGAAACACAAAGCACUCAUUGCACAGUCUGCAACAGAUAUAACGCAUAUUCGGGAGCUACAGACUAAACUUGAAGAUACACAGAAAGAGAAGCAGAGCCUUCAGGAGAAGCUGCAGGCAGCCCAGAGCCGCAUAGACUAUUUGGAGCAAUCUAUGGUGGAGCGUUCAAUAGUGAGUCGGCAAGAGGCAGUGAUUUGUGAUUUGGAAAACAAACUUGAGUUUCAGAGAGCUCAAAUUAAAAGGUUUGAGAUGUUGAUUCUACGUUUGAGGGACAGUGUAAUAAAGAUGGGCGAAGAGUUGGAGAACGCGGCGGACUCUGAAGCCCGAGAAAAGGAGAAUACAAAGUAUUACCAGAUCCGCAUGGAAGAGAUGAAAGCUGAGAUGAAUGAGCUGAUGCAGAGAGAGAUGGAGGCAUGUCGAAGACGUGUGGAACUGGAGACACAGGUGUUUGAGCUCACGGCAGUAAGACAGACUUUACAAGCUGAUCUGGAAACAUCAAUUCGACGCAUUGCUGACUUACAGGCUGCACUAGAGGAAGUGGAAUCCAGCGAUGACAGCGAUACUGAAAGAGAUAAUCAGUCAACCAUAGGUUCAGCAAUGAGUGUGGGGAAAACAGAGAGUGCCCGGUCCUGGGUUGGAUCAUCUGCCAGUUGGGCAUCACCCACGGGAGGCAGUGCUUGCGGGCGCCAGUCAAGGCAAUCAACAUCUGAUACACUUAGUGUUCACAGUUUACGACAAAAAGACAUAAGAGAUCAGGAUGUGAGUCGGCCAAGUUCUUCCUUGAGUUCUGGGUCAAAGAUAUAUGGAAACAAUUUAUUAUCCUCAGAAAAGGAGAAUACGAGUCCAGUGCCAAACACUGGAAGUACAACUCCAACACUUGGCAGACGGCGUAUCUCACCAGUAGAAGAAAAGUUUUCACGUUCUUCAUCCGCUCUUUCUGAGUUUUUAGAUGAAGUGAGGAAGAAACGGGCUUCUGAAAAAGAUCAGUCAUCAAUGGUCAUGGAAGAUACAUCAUCACUACCUAUUUACCGGACAACUGGUGCUUCGUCCCUCAGAAGAUGCACACGGCUUAAUGAUGAUGAGGAAGAUUUUUCAGUUACUCUGAGCAAGCUUUCAGAUGAAAAACCUAUGACUGGUCAAGGAUUAACACGUUCAUCAAGCCUUCGUUGCUUGCCAUCUGAAAAGUCUGACCCAACAUUGUCCCCUGCAGUUAAGCGCAUAGCAAGAUUUGGUUCUUGUGAUUCUCUCAACCAGCUUCCGAAUAGUGUAGGGGUUAAGCAAACAUCUUUGGAAUUAGGAGUAGAUGGUGCCAAUUCUUCAUUAAGACCAAGGCCAUGGAGACAAUGUCUUGAAACGCCACUGGAGGAAGUUGGCGAGAACAAAUUUGGGAAACAACCUCUUGUUUUCCAAAAUCGGAGCUUUUCUAAUUUGUCUGAUCUUGGAAAUGAUGAAAGUCCAUCAAACUUGAAAGUACCCAGUCUCAGUUUUGAAAGGAAAUUAACAGAUGAUUCUGAUGACAUCCUUCCUGCUCUUAGAAAGUCACAUUCAACUCAAAGUUUGUCCAGAUCUUCCAGAAGAGAUGGUCAACGUCCACUCAGUGUUCAUUUUGGUGAUCUUCCAUCACAUGAACCAAGCCUUUCCACAGGGGGAUUGAAAAGUGUUUUAAAGAAAAGUUCAAGUAUUGGGGAAGAUCUGGAAAAUCUGUCUGAUUCAUCAUCAUCUACUGGCUCCGUUAUAUCCUCCAAAAGUGCAGAUAGUAUUAAAAGUCGGCCCCGUGUGCGAAGAGUGGAUGGAGAAGGAUACUCAGGGAAGCCAGCAACAACAGAAAUCCCCCAAGAAUAUAAAAGACCUGAAGCAGAAGGAAAAGAAGAUGAUGUAAAUAGCAUAAUGAUGAAAUAUCUACGAAAAAUUGAUGAAGAGCAAGGUCAUACAGACUGAGGGGUCUUCAGGCCCAUGUAGAAUGCACCAUGAAUGCUUGGAUUCUUCUGCCUCAGAUGCACAUUAUAUGUUUGCCAGAAGAGUCAGACUGUAAAGUUGGAUUUAUGGCUAGAAAAAAUUGUUAUUUGGUAAUUUGUUUGCUUUUUGGAAAAAAAAAAUAAAGCAAUAUGUUUCU
Messenger RNA from Bufo bufo (common toad), 7248 nucleotides. It is a transcript of the gene MYO18B, whose product is annotated as myosin XVIIIB. Gene Ontology annotation, cellular component: myosin complex. The coding region runs from base 213 to 7073 and encodes 2286 amino acids. The record is from RefSeq and is a predicted model, not a curated record. The transcript has 44 exons. Gene Ontology annotation, molecular function: ATP binding; protein binding; cytoskeletal motor activity. NCBI's taxonomy places the organism in Eukaryota, Metazoa, Chordata, Amphibia, Anura, Bufonidae.